This is a messenger RNA of Neoarthrinium moseri, 954 nucleotides long. RefSeq lists its product as uncharacterized. The transcript has a single exon. Gene Ontology annotation, molecular function: hydro-lyase activity. The coding region runs from base 1 to 954 and encodes 317 amino acids. The record is from RefSeq and is a predicted model, not a curated record. Lineage: Eukaryota; Fungi; Ascomycota; Sordariomycetes; Amphisphaeriales; Apiosporaceae.
AUGGCUUCUAAAUGGCCAAAGCUCCCCGCAAAAGCGGCAUAUCUGACCCUCUCUAAUCCCCAGAGCCGCAACGCCCUGUCGCUCUCUGUACUCCGGGAUCUGCGGGACCAGCUCCACCAGUACAACACUUCGCCAGUGGACAACAAGGUCCGCCUACUGCCGCCUUUCGACCCCAAUCUCCUCCAUGGCUUUGAGGCAGCACAGGCGCAGACCGACCCCUCGGCGGUGCAGAAGUACGGCUGGCUACUGCACAGCGCGCAGUGGCACAGCGCGCGGGCCGGGCUGCCCACGGUCCUGGUGCUCCGCAGCGCCGGCCCGGUCUUCAGCGCCGGCCACGACCUGAAGGAGCUGAGCCGGCUCGGCCCCGCCGAGGUGCGCGAGACGUUUGCCCUCUGCGCCGAGGUCAUGACGCUGAUCCGUCGGUCGCCGGCCCCCGUCAUCGGCGUCGUCCAGGGCCUGGCGACCGCGGCCGGUGCGCAGCUCGCGCUGACCACGGACUUGCCCGUCGCGCGGGUGGAGACCCCGUUCCGCCUGCCGGGUGCCGCGAUCGGGCUGCCGUGCACCUCGCCGGCGACGGCGGUGGCCAGGCGGCUGGGGGCACCGCUGGCGUACAGGAUGCUGGCGCUUGCGGAGCCGGUGCGGGCGGACCAGAUGCCCGCUGGCGCAAUCGAGACGGUGGUGGACGACGAAGCUUUGGAGAAGAGGGUUAAGGAGAUGGUCGAGCGGCUGGCCGAGGACACGGCGGGGAUGCCGCAGGCGCUGGGGAAGUGGGCUUUCUGGACACAGCUGGAAGCUCAUCGGUUCCGCGAUGAGGAGGCAGAGGAUGGUGUGGAUGGGUAUGAAAAGGCAAUGCGGUGGGCUGGAAGGGUUAUGGCUUUGCAUGCUCGGUCGGACGAUGCUGCAGAGGGCAUAGGGGCUUUCCUGGAGAAGAGGUCACCGGCAUGGAAGACCUAG